AUGUUUAGAUUUCGUGUUAAUGAUUUUGUCGAUGAAGAAGCUGAACUAUCAGGCGAUGAAAAUGAACGUGCCUAUUAUAUGGAUGAUGAAGAUGAAUUGAAUGUAAAUGAUGAUGAUGAAGAGCUUGCUGAUUUAAUUGAUGAAAAUGAUGCAGAUAUUCCAUCAUCUGGUCGUUUAAGACGUCAACUUGAACGUGUACAUCAUCGACUACAGACUGAUCAAGAUUUACGUGAGAUACGUAUUCUCAAGGAACUGUACUUAGAAGAUGGAGAUUUACACACCGAAGAUGGCCGCGUUCGUCAACGACGUUUUCGAUGGCGUGGAUUAGAUAAUGAUGAUCCAUUUGCUGAUCAAUUGAAUAUGGACGAUGAUGAUGAUGACGGAGAUGGAAGUUCAAAUGAUGAAGGUGAUGUACCAUAUGGUCCUAUGGAUCGUUGGUUACGUGGUCCAUUAGGUUCAAAACUAAACUCUUCUAGUGGACAGAACAAUACUGAUAAUGAUCAGUCUAUGGAGAAUGUUGAUCUUGAUUCGGAUGGAAUGCAAAAAAAAUCUAAAGAUAAUCCUAAUGAUGAAGAUACACCUCCAGGAUCAGACAAUGACGAUGAUGAUGACAAUAAUAAUAAUGAUAAUAAGGAAAAUUUACAGAAUAAUAUUGACUCAAAUACAGUUUUAUCCCUUGGAAGAAAAGCACUGAUGAAAACUCAAACAAAAAUGCAAACUCAAAUAAUUGUUAAAAAUAAAAUAUCAGCUAAUCGUGGAAAAACUACAAAAUCAUGUCAUGUUGUUAAAAACGCAUCAAUAUCCAACUUUUUAAAGCCUAAACUGACAACUAGUGAGUCGACUACAACAAAGACAACUACUAUUACUUCCAUUAAGAAUGAUAAACAUAUCAACAAGGAUGAUGUUGUUGAUGCAGGUGAUGGUGAUGAUGAUGAUGAAUAUGAUGAUGAUAAAACCAAGGAUAAUAAUAGUAAUAAUAAUACCAAUACUUGUAAAUCUGUUGAUUUUAUUAAGCCCAUAUUGGAUACUGAUAAUAACACUCGUGAUGUUAAACUUCCAGUAGUCAGGCGUGGCUCUUUGUUGAGUCGUCCUACUGGAAGUUUUCUUCCGGGUUUCAAAUCUGAAUUACCUAAAAAGGCUUCAAGUUUCACUGAAGAUUUUGAUACUGACUCACCAACAAAUAGUAAUACUACUACUAAUAAUAACAGUAACAAUAAUCAGAAUAAUCGUCGUGGUAAUCAUGCACACUUAUUAGGUUUACGCAAUAAAGUUGGUCUGUCGUGUUUCAGUGUUGUUACACCAAAUGUAAAAUCAGAGAAAAGUGAUCCAUCAUUUGAUAAUAAUGUUCAUAGUGGAAGCAAUCAAUCAGCUGUUCCAGGAUCUUCUAAGAGCACUACUAUGAAGCAUAAACGUUCAAUGGACAUGAUUAAACCGCAUUCAGCUUUGUUAAGUCCUCCAAGUUUAAAACGUCAUCGAUCGUCCAGUGUAUUUACAGCACUUCUGUGA
Trichobilharzia szidati is the source of this 1506-nucleotide messenger RNA. Lineage: Eukaryota; Metazoa; Platyhelminthes; Trematoda; Strigeidida; Schistosomatidae. The record is from the annotation of a GenBank genome assembly.